This is a messenger RNA of Miscanthus lutarioriparius, 432 nucleotides long. The record is from the annotation of a GenBank genome assembly. Lineage: Eukaryota; Viridiplantae; Streptophyta; Magnoliopsida; Poales; Poaceae.
AUGGCGUUCUCCGGCAGGAUCAAGGAGCUCGUGAGGAAGUACGGCAAGGUGGCCGUGGGCGUCCACCUAUCCGUCUCCUGCGCCUCCAUCGCCGGCCUCUACGUCGCCAUCAACAACAACGUCGACGUCGAAGCCGUCUUCCGGAGGUUCGGCAUGUCCCCUGGCGUCACCGUUGACGGCGAGGCCUCGCCCGCCCCUGCCUCCCGCGACGGCCCCCUGCCGCCCAGGCCCAGCGAGGUCCUGCAAGAAGAGACGGAGCGGGAGCGGCAGCCCCGCAACAGGACGAUGGAGCUCGUGGCGUCGAGUGGCGGCGCGCUCGGGCUCGCGCUCCUCUGCAACAAGGCACUGUUCCCCGUGAGGGUCCCCAUCACCAUCGCGCUCACGCCGCCCGUCGCCAGGGCCCUCAGCCGCUGGAGGCUCGUCAAGAGCUGA